This is a messenger RNA of Triticum dicoccoides, 874 nucleotides long. Its product is annotated as dormancy-associated protein homolog 3-like. The transcript has 3 exons. NCBI's taxonomy places the organism in Eukaryota, Viridiplantae, Streptophyta, Magnoliopsida, Poales, Poaceae. The record is from RefSeq and is a predicted model, not a curated record. The coding region runs from base 153 to 545 and encodes 130 amino acids.
AAGAACCUCUCGGCCGCGGCCUCUCGGAGCCCCGAAGGCCACUCUGUCUCGCGCUCUUCUCUCUCUGCCCCUCUGGUUCCCAACCAAGAAAGAGCGACGACGGCGACACGCCUAGGUAGACGGAACGGAACCGGUUGCGUGCUGUACGGGGCAUGGGGCUCCUCGACCAGCUCUGGGACGAAACGGUCGCCGGCCCGCGGCCGGACCACGGCCUCGGCAGGCUCCGCAAGUACUCCUCCUUCUCGACCUCCACCCCGGCGGCCGCGGACGUCGCGCCGGCGGUGACCCGCAGCAUCACCAUCGCCCGGCCACCGUCCCUCUCUCUCCCGUCCGGCGAAUCAAACUCCGUGCCGUCAUCACCGGCCAGUGGGCCGGACUCUCCGUUGGCAGCAGCUACCAGUAGCACGGCGAGGGUGGACGGCUGGAGGGCGUUCCGCCCGAAAUCCAAGAUGGCCAACGUCGACGUCGUCCAGGCGGAGGCCACCGUCGGGCCCAGGAGCCCCACCGUGUACGACUGGGUGGUGAUCAGUUCAUUGGACCGAUGAAGCAGCACGCCCAAGGUACGAAAUAAUCGACCGGAUGAAGCAGAGGAGCUUAGCUGGUGUAUUUGAGGCCGUGUGUUCGUCAUCUCAUAUGCAUACCUGCUACCGUGUAAUCGUUGUGUUAAUUAGAUGCACUUUUCUUCUUCUCUUUUUUAUGUAGUUGUGCGUCCCUUCGGGCUGCGAAAGUAUGUGAUGUAGUUAGCAGUAGCUCUGGUUGAGGCAAUCAAGAUGUGUUGCCUUCACGGGGCACCUUUUGGUGUGUGUGUAUGUGGAGGAGAUGAGCUCUGAAAUGAGGAUGCAAUGCAACUGUUCAAUCAUGCUUCGUUUUCUUA